UCGAGAAAAAUGGGAAGGUGUCAAAAUGUAUGCAACACUAGGAACUUGGGAAGCAAAGCAAUUCAAUUCACUAUAUAGACACAACACAACAACACAAACCGAAUCAAUCACAUUAUUCUUGUCCACAUCCCUUUAGUUUCUUAUGACAAAACCAUAGGAUCUUAGUAGAUUAAUGUUACUUAUAAUAAAACAUGAAGUUCUGCAAAAAAUACCAGGAAUACAUGCAAGGCCAGGAGCAGAAGAAACUUCCUGAGGUUGGAUUCAAGAAGCUCAAAAAAAUCUUGAAGAAGUGUCGUAGAGAUUCUUCUCAAUCACAACCCUGCCCUGAUCAUUGCUCAGUGUGUGAUGGGACCUUUUUCCCUUCACUUCUCAGUGAAAUGUCUGAGAUAGUAGGCUGCUUUAAUCAGCGUGCACAGAAAUUGCUUGAGCUACAUCUUGCUUCUGGUUUCAGAAAGUACAUUUUAUGGUUCAAAGGUAAAUAUCAUAAAAACCAUACUGCUCUUAUUCAAGAAGGUGAAGAUCUCGUUACUUAUGCACUCAUAAAUGCCACCGCAAUCCGAAAAAUACUAAAGAAGUAUGAUAAGGUUCAUUAUUCCAAGCAAGGGCAAUUGUUUAAGUCACAAGUUCAGAGUAUGCACAAGGAAAUUCUUCAAAGUCCGUGGCUCUGUGAACUUAUGGCAUUCCACAUCAAUUUAAGAGAAACCAAGGUCAAUUCAAGGAAGGAAACUGCUUUGUUUGAUGAAUGUUCUCUCACAUUUAAGGAUGGAAAACCAUCACUUACUUGUGAUCUCUUUGAUUCUAUCAAAAUUGACAUUGACUUGACUUGUUCUAUAUGCUUGGACACUGUGUUUGAUCCAGUUUCUCUGACUUGCGGCCAUAUAUUCUGUUACAUUUGUGCUUGCUCGGCUGCAUCAGUAUCUAUUGUCGAUGGACUUAAGGCAGCCAAUCCUAAAGAAAAAUGUCCUCUAUGCAGAGAGCGUGCGGUUUAUGAAGGUGCUGUGCAUUUGGAAGAACUAAAUAUUCUAUUAGGCCGAAGCUGUCAGGAAUACUGGGAACAAAGACUUCAAUCAGAGAGGGUAGAGAGGAUUAAGCAAAUAAAGGAACACUGGGAUUCACAGUGUAGAGCUUUCAUGGGCGUCUAAGAAGAUCACCAGCUUUAUUAGUUUCUUUAGUAGAUCAUGAGCUUUCAUACACAUUUGUUUGAUUGUCAUUUUGUAUGUUAUAAUAAUUAAUCGUAGCGGUAGCGCAACUGCUUGUAAAAUAUCUAUAUGGUUGGAAUGUGAUAAACAAGAUUUGUUAUCUAUAACCUAUUCUGCCACCAAGUUUAAUUAA
Messenger RNA from Medicago truncatula (barrel medic), 1332 nucleotides. Its product is annotated as probable E3 ubiquitin-protein ligase BAH1-like 1. NCBI's taxonomy places the organism in Eukaryota, Viridiplantae, Streptophyta, Magnoliopsida, Fabales, Fabaceae. The record is from RefSeq and is a predicted model, not a curated record. Bases 192 to 1142 code for a protein of 316 amino acids. The transcript is spliced from 6 exons. Gene Ontology annotation, molecular function: metal ion binding.